AUGGGCUAUGUGAAUCCACAGGAAAGGUACCAGAGAGAACCUGAAAGAGAUAAUUUAAAUACAAGAAACAGUACAGCAAGUGAUAGAGAUGAAAUAUUAAAUAGGUCAAAUCCAACACAUGACAGAUCAAGCUUAGACUUAAGUUUAGAAACAGAAGUCCUAGAGGAAAGACUAAGAGACUUACGAGGAGAGUCAGAGACAAGAUAUCAUAGCCAAAUGAGUCAGAGUGCAUCAGUGACACAACAGAAAUAUCCUAUUGAAAGGAAUGCAGGAAGGAGAAUGACUGAAAAUAGACACAGUUAUAUGCCACAGUAUGAAGCUACAGAAAUCCACCAUACGUAUAAGCAAAUGCCUGAAGGGAAACAUAAAGUAGACACUAACACGUUAGAUAAUAGAUCAGAAAGUAAGAGACAUUCGAUUGGACAGGGACUAGUAACUACACAUGAAAGGCAACAGGACAUAGAUGAUCUUGAAUUCUUAGAUAGAAAAAUGGAUGAGAUAGCAUUACUACCAAUUGAAACAAAGGUUAGAGGAGAACUUGGAAGUAAUGUUAAAAAUGAAGAGACAAUACAAGAAAGUUAUAAAGAGAAUGUGAUUGCAAAGUCAGUGAAUAGAGAAAUUACAGAGAUAGAAAGGCGAAAGGCUGAAUUGAGAGAUCUUAUUGAAAUAGAAGAUCAAAAGUACAAACAGAUUCUUCAAGAAGAAAAGAAGCGCAUGAUUGAAUUAGACAGACAAAGAAUGAUGUUAGACGAAUUAGUAAAGAGAGAAAAUGUUAUGAGGGAAAGAGAAAUGAAGCUUCAAAAAGAGGAAAGAAACAUUGAUAUGAGAUAUGAAAGGCUUAGGAUAGCUGAAGAGAAAAAGAAAAGAGAGGAUGAAAAUAGUAAAGAGAUAGCUAGAAUAGAAAGUGAAUUUAGAAGAAGAAAUGAGGAAUUAACAAAACGAGAGGCACAUUUACGAAAGGAGGAGGAGUUAUGGUCCAGAUAUGAGAAAACUAGUAGUCAUGAGAGACCUGAAAAGGAAGUCAAGAAAGAAAAGGUCAUAAAGCCAAACAUCGACAAGGAAAACAAAGAGAAGACACAUGCUGAAACAAACAAAGAAGACAAAGAUGAAAGGAAGAUUGUCAGAGAAACUAUUAUACAGAUUAAACCAGAAAUAAGUCACUUUUCAGGAUACGAGCCUAAACCAAAAGACGAAGUUACCUUAGAAGAAUGGAAAACAGAAAUUAAAUGUCUAUGUGUAACAAAGUUAUAUCAUGAAAAUAUCAUCGCACAAUCUGUAAGACAAUCGCUAAAGGGACAAGCCAGGAAAGUUCUCAUAAAUAUACCUCCAACAGCAACUCCUGAAGAAAUAAUCGGCAAGAUGGAAGAUAUUUUUGGCGAUAUGUCUAGUAAACAGACAAUCUUUACCCAGUUUUAUACAGCAGAGCAACAACCUAACGAGAGUAUCGUUGAAUGGGGACUAAGACUGGAAGAAAUGCUACAUCUAAUAGAAGCUAAAAGAAGUCUGACUAUAGAUGAGAGAAAUGAAAUGCUAAGAGACAAGUUUUGGAGGUCCUUACAGAGCAAAGAGUUGAAAAAUGCAACUAGACAUGCAUUUGAGAGUGGUGAAAAGUUUGAAGUUCUGAGAAGAAAAGCAAGAGCCGAGGAACAUGAGAUGAAGUUAGACAGAACAAACACAAACACAACUACGUCAAAGAAGGAAGAACAACUGAAAGCAGAAGAUAAACACACAGAGAUGUUACAAAGUAUGAUGAAAAAGAUGGAGGAACUUGAUUCAAAAAUCGAGGAAUACAGAAAAGAAAGUCAAAGGAGAGAUUCACGUUCUGAUUACAGAUACAAUAGAGGAGAUAGACGAGAAUAUCAACCAAGAGAUUACAAUAGAUAUGACGAUUCCAGGUACAACCGCAGUAGACAUUUUGAUAGUAGAAACCAUAGACCAACUGGGUACAACAAAGACAUCGACAAAAAGAAAGAGGAUAAGGAUGACACAAAGGACAAACGAAACAACAAAGCCGAAAACAAUAAACAGAAGAAUUUAAACUAA
Messenger RNA from Mercenaria mercenaria, 2043 nucleotides. RefSeq names its product trichohyalin-like. Lineage: Eukaryota; Metazoa; Mollusca; Bivalvia; Venerida; Veneridae. The coding region runs from base 1 to 2043 and encodes 680 amino acids. The record is from RefSeq and is a predicted model, not a curated record. The transcript has a single exon.